CUCCAUCUACAACAAGGCAUCGCGAAAACUGCACCCGUAGAAAACAGAACCAUCACACGUGUCAGCAAAACUGAUGAUGGAGACGGUCGUGGCCAGCCUCUAACUUCCCUCCUUUCCUUCCUUCCCGUCACCGGCGGCACGUCUGCGCCCGCUGUCGGUUAAUCCCCUCGCCGUUUUUGCGCGCAGCGCAGGGGCGCGCGGUUAAUUAGUCAGUUCGACACGCUUUCCCAAUUAUAAUCCGUUGAUUUCUUCAUGGUGCGACCACCGAUCCACCGUGGGGGAUCAUCGAGCCGCCGCUGCUGAUUCCGUCCGCGCGGGCGGGAGAGAGCGAUCACCGAUAAUGGCGCAAUCCGUGCGGUGCUGCUGCUGGCUCCUGGUGCUGACGCUGGUGGCGCUCGGCAUCACGGCGGCCGUCGUGUUCGUCCGCCACAAGAACGGCGGCGGCGGCGUGCCGGGCUCCGUCGACCCCAAGUACGCCGAGGCCCUCGCCGUCGCCCUCCAGUUCUUCCAGGUCCAGAAAUCCGGGAAGCUGGUGAAGAACGAGAUCCCGUGGAGGGGGGACUCGGCGGUGGACGACGGGCAGGAGGCCGGGCUGGACCUGUCCAAGGGGAUGUACGACGCCGGCGACCACAUCAAGUUCGGCUUCCCCAUGGCGUUCACGGCCACCAUGCUGUCGUGGUCCGUGCUCGAGUACGGCGGCGCCAUGCGCGCCGCCAGGCAGCGGGACUCCGCCCUGGACGCGCUGCGCUGGAUCAUGGAUUACCUCCUCAACGCGCACCCCUCCGACGAUGAGCUCUACAUUCAGGUAGGCGACCCUGAAGCUGACCACAAGUGCUGGGAGAGGCCGGAGACGAUGUCGGAGAAGCGGCCGCUGACCAAGAUCACCGCCAAGUCCCCCGGGAGCGACGUGGCCGCCGAGACCGCGGCGGCCAUGGCGGCCGCGUCGCUGGUGUACAAGCCCAUCGACGGGACCUACUCCUCGUCCCUGCUCCGGCACGCCGAGCAGCUCUUCGCCUUCGCCGACCGGCACAGGGGAUCCUACACCCACACCUUCCCCAAGCUCAGCGCCUACUACAACUCCACCACGUACCAGGACGAGCUCCUCUGGGCCGCCGGCUGGCUCUUCCACGCCACCGGCAACGGCAGCUACCUCUCCUACGCCACCGGCGAGAACGGCCAGGAGUUCGCCGACCUCGGCAACCCCAGGUAUUUCAGCUGGGACGACAAGCGCCCGGGCACCCAGGUUCUUUUGUCAAGGGUGAGCUUCUUUGCCUCGCAAGGAUCUGGCAUUGAGCAAGAUAGUCUUGAUGGGGUUGAGUCGUACAAGCAGACCGCCGACGCCGUCAUGUGCAUUCUCCUGCCGGACUCUGAGACUGCCGCUCCCAGAACAGAAGGGGGGUUGCUGUAUGUAGCCGACUGGAACUCGCUUCAGCACCCGGUGGCCUCCGCCUUCCUCGCCGCCGUUUACAGCGACUACAUGCUGACCUCCGGGAAGACGGAGCUCAGCUGCGGCAGCCAGACCUUCUCGCCGGCCGAUCUGCGCAAGUUCGCCAAGUCCCAGGCCGACUACGUGCUGGGGGAGAACCCGAUGAAGGUGAGCUACCUGGUCGGGUACGGCGACAGCUACCCGCAGCAGGUGCACCACCGCGGCGCGUCGAUCCCGGCGGACGUGGACACGGGCUGCGGCGGGCAGGAGUGGCUGGAGUCGCCGGAGCCCAACCCGAACGUGGCCACGGGGGCGCUCGUCGGGGGUCCCUUCAGGAACGACUCCUUCGUGGACAAGCGGGACAACGUGAUGCAGAACGAGGCCACCACGUACAACAGCGCGCUCAUCGUCGGCCUCCUCUCCGGCAUCCUCUCCACAUCCCCCGUCGCGCAGUCCUUGUCCUGAUCCAUUCAUUCCGUCUCCUGCUCGAUUGCUAACCGACUGAUUCCUUUUGUGUAUAUAGCCGUUAUAUCCGAACUGAACUGAACACUGAUCGAUCGAAUGGUAGGGUCAGGCCUCUCAAUCUA
Molecule: messenger RNA, 2013 nt
Organism: Brachypodium distachyon (stiff brome)
Lineage: Eukaryota; Viridiplantae; Streptophyta; Magnoliopsida; Poales; Poaceae
Product: endoglucanase 18
Exons: 6
Coding region: 341-1891 (516 amino acids)
Biological process (GO): carbohydrate metabolic process
Molecular function (GO): hydrolase activity, hydrolyzing O-glycosyl compounds
Source: RefSeq, a predicted model, not a curated record